Messenger RNA from Letharia columbiana, 441 nucleotides. RefSeq lists its product as uncharacterized. The coding region runs from base 1 to 441 and encodes 146 amino acids. The record is from RefSeq and is a predicted model, not a curated record. The transcript has a single exon. NCBI's taxonomy places the organism in Eukaryota, Fungi, Ascomycota, Lecanoromycetes, Lecanorales, Parmeliaceae.
AUGAUGAUCUCUAAGGGCUACGCCAUCAACCACUCCACGAUAACGUGGAAGAACUCGACUCCCAACAUAUUCGUCCACCUAUGGUCGAUUCUAGAGAGGAUAAAGCCCUCCAUCACGUCCAUGGACACGAACUGGCUCAUAGCCUCGAGGACGUGCGUGGACUACUACUCGAGCACAGGCAUAGACGGCCCUAUGAACGCGCGCAUGUACUUUAAGAGCAGCGUAGAGAUCCCCGCGGUGGCCGCCGCCAAGAGGGACGAGGAGGUUUUCGACUACGAGCAGACAGGCACUGACUUCGUCUCGUACUCGGACUUCGAGAUAAGCACGGUAGUGCCCAAGCGUACGGAGACGCUCGAAGUCUCAGGGCUGUAUGCGAAGGUGUUCUCAAAGUCAACGUCUAGUCGUCCAUCUACACGUUCGGGGUCAUCUCCGUCAACCUAA